AUGCUUCACAGCACCGUCCCCCGUCUCGCGUCGUUGCGGUACCGGCGCCCGUACUGGAUGCUGUUCCUGAAGGACGUGGAUAACUGGAAGAUAUACACCGUCAUCCAGCAGCCGGACCACCAGCGGACCGAGAUGCUUUACCAGGCGUGGCUUGGCGGCCUCGACAGGCCCUAUACGCGCCCAAAAUGCAUGGCGAACCAGCCGCUGUGGCUCAGCAAGAAGCGGCACCUUUUGCGCAAGGACCGGCUCGAGGGGCCGGAGACACCACUGGAGAAGUACGUCCUCGAGUGGCACAGACGGUUUCACUCAUUCCAGGGGACCGAGAGGCCAACGGUGGACGACUUGCACACCGCACUGGACUUGGUCGAGCGGCCCCUCGACCUCAGCUAUGCGUUUCAGCUACUGAACCAGUGCCGCAACGUUAACAACAUUCGCUUCGCUGAGGACACUUUUCUCUUUUUCCUUGAGGCAUGCCUGCGUGUCGGGAGAAAGGACUGCGCAGUGUACGGCGCUGAGCACGCCGAGGCGCUCGGCUUCUGGCACAUUGACGGGGACCACCAGCGGUACCUGCAUGGGGAGCAGAGCUGGUACAAGUUGUCUCCACUCGACAACAUGUAUUACCCGCUAGAGGAGAACGCCGAGCUCAAUGCGAACCGGCUGGUAGUGCCGUCGGCCGAUGGUGCUGAACCUGCUGCAGCAAGCAGCGCCGCUAGUGGUUUUGCUACGGCUUCUACUGAAGCUGCGGAUGUGGGGGUAAAGGAAGAGGUGGAGAGUGAGGCUGUCGAUGACGAGAUUGCCCGUCUCGAGGCGGAGUUGGCUGCGUUGGAGAGGGACGCGGGUGGCGAUGACACGCGUCACUAG
Messenger RNA from Trypanosoma grayi, 861 nucleotides. RefSeq lists its product as hypothetical. NCBI's taxonomy places the organism in Eukaryota, Euglenozoa, Kinetoplastea, Trypanosomatida, Trypanosomatidae. The transcript has a single exon. The record is from RefSeq and is a predicted model, not a curated record. Bases 1 to 861 code for a protein of 286 amino acids.